GGCUGUCACCGAGCGGUGCCGCCGCCGAGGAUGUGGCUGUACGUGGUGGCCGUGCUGCUGGGGCUGCUCCUGCUGCGGCGCUGGCACCGGGAGCGGCAGACGGUGCCGCGGCUCUGGGAGAAGCACGUGCUGAUCACAGGAUGUGACAGCGGCUUCGGGAACCUGCUGGCGCGGCAGCUGGACGCGCGGGGGCUGCGGGUGCUGGCCGCCUGCCUGACCGAGGCCGGGGCCGCGCAGCUGCGGGCGGCCACCUCCAGCCGGCUGCAGACCGUCCUGCUGGACGUCACCUCCAGCAAGAGCAUCGCCCACGUCACCGCCUGGGUCCGGGAGCGUGUGGGUGACCAAGGGCUCUGGGGGCUGGUGAACAACGCAGGGAUCGCCAUCCCCACCGCCCCGAACGAGUGGCUGACCAAGGAGGACUUUGUCAAGGUGCUGGAUGUCAACCUGGUGGGGCUGGUGGAGGUGACACUGAGCCUCCUGCCGCUGGUGCGGCGGGCGCGGGGCCGCGUGGUCAACGUGGCCAGCGUGAUGGGCCGCGUGUCCUGCUUCGGUGGUGGGUACUGCAUCUCCAAGUUCGGCGUGGAAGCCUUCUCUGACAGCCUCAGGCGGGAGCUGCGUCCCUUCGGGGUGCAGGUCUCCAUCAUCGAACCUGGAGGCUUCCAGACGGGAAUGAUCGACCCCGCCCCGCUGGUGAGGGGCUUCGUUCGCCUCUGGGAGCGGCUCCCGGCAGAAGCCCAGGCAGCCUACGGCCGCCACUACCUGGACAAAUAUGCCAAGAGCACCACGCUGCUGCACCGCCUGAGCAGCUCCCGCCUGUCGCUCGUCACCGAUGCCAUGACACACGCGCUGCUGUCCCGCUGCCCCCGCAGCCGCUACGCCGCCGGCUGGGACGCCUGGCUCAUCUUCCUGCCCCUCAGCUACUGCCCGGCCUGGCUGGCCGACACCAUCCUUAGCUUCUUCCUGCCCAUCCCGGCCAGCGGGAUCCCCUGAUGGACAGGGCGCCCGCGGGUGUCUCACGGCCUCGAGAACGUGCUCAGUAAAGG
Molecule: messenger RNA, 1043 nt
Organism: Vidua chalybeata
Lineage: Eukaryota; Metazoa; Chordata; Aves; Passeriformes; Viduidae
Product: retinol dehydrogenase 16-like
Exons: 4
Coding region: 31-990 (319 amino acids)
Molecular function (GO): oxidoreductase activity
Source: RefSeq, a predicted model, not a curated record